AUGGCCAAAAGCGCCCGCUCCUCCGUUCGCAAAUGCAAUAAUGCCACUCUCCGAGCCAAAGUAUUCGGACCCGUCGACGAUGCAUGUACAGCCCGCCUCUCCGCAAAACUACUAGAGAUCGCUGCGACCCCUAAACGCUCUACUGAGCGAAGGAUGGAUGUCGAUACCGUGGAAGAGGAGGAGGAAGCUCAGAGAGAUGUGGCCGGUUCAGCUGAUGAUAUGGAUGUUGAUGGUCUUGCUCCCAGAGUCAAAGGACGAAGUGCGAAGCAAAUCGCCAGCAGAGUCACCAAGAAGAAAAAUACUCGCAGAAAAGCUAGAAAUCUAGUUGUCUGCCCAUCGAUAAAGACGAAGAAGAAGACUGGAUUCAAAGGACCAGGUUUUGACAGGGGGAGAUGA
Messenger RNA from Endocarpon pusillum Z07020, 396 nucleotides. RefSeq lists its product as uncharacterized. NCBI's taxonomy places the organism in Eukaryota, Fungi, Ascomycota, Eurotiomycetes, Verrucariales, Verrucariaceae. The transcript has 2 exons. The coding region runs from base 1 to 396 and encodes 131 amino acids. Gene Ontology annotation, cellular component: preribosome, large subunit precursor. The record is from RefSeq and is a predicted model, not a curated record.